Molecule: messenger RNA, 1476 nt
Organism: Cucurbitaria berberidis CBS 394.84
Lineage: Eukaryota; Fungi; Ascomycota; Dothideomycetes; Pleosporales; Cucurbitariaceae
Exons: 2
Coding region: 148-1341 (397 amino acids)
Molecular function (GO): 1-alkyl-2-acetylglycerophosphocholine esterase activity
Source: RefSeq, a predicted model, not a curated record
GUGAAAUUGUAGCAAACGCCGCUAGGUACUUGGUCACGAGCUCCCAGGGUUCCGCUUUUAGACGGCACGUGGGUUGGUGAGAGGAUCGUGACGGUGAAACGAGCUAUCGGGUUUUUGUAGGGACGUAUCCCGAUUGUCCUCCUCACCAUGAUUUCGGCAAUGUCUAUCGCACUGGUCGUGCUGCUUGCUCUGUUUCAGAGCAGCCGCGCCAUCUUGAUACCACCUCCAGACACGAAGACCCAUGGAUUCGAGGUCGCAGUCGCUCAAUUCUCACUUACCGACACUGCACACAAGGACCCGUACAUGCCGACCGAAGACCGGAAGAUCAUGCUCAGCCUGUUCAUGCCAGUCAAUAGGACGUACUGCUCAUAUGCGUGCCAGAACUCAUACAUGCCACCCCAGACCGCUCAAGUCGCGGACCAGCAGUUCUUGCUAAACGCAACCGAGGGCGUCUUUGAGCAGAUGGAAUACAUGAGCUGCUGUGGCGCGACCAUGGACAUCGACGCGUCCAAGUACCCCGUCGUCAUCCUCGAACCACAUGUCGACACUAGUAGGUUUCUCUACGCCAAUCUAGCCCGCUACAUGAGCGCCAAUGGCGCCGUAGUCGUGCUCAUCGACCACCCUGGCGACGCCUCGAUCGUCCAGUUCCCGUACUCUCGCAAACGCUCCUUGGCGACGGUCUACAACCGCGGGAACGUCGCACUCUCAAACCUCUCACCCAUCAAUCCGUGGAACGGGACAGUCACCCAGGUCCUUGAUAUGCGUACCCAAGACAUCAAGUUCGCCCUCUCGCAACUUGGUUCCGUCUCCCUGCUGAAGCAGCAAUUCCCUUUCCUGGGCUUCAGCUCUCCCCUCGACACUUCCUCGUACAGCAUCGUCGGCCAUGGCCUGGGUGGCACAGUCGCUACAAGCUUGAGCUUCUCAGAUAAGCGCGUUCGCUUUUCAAUCAACCUCUCCGGCACGCCUCCUCUGCUCAACACAUCAACCCGCGCAGCACCCAUCUUUUUCUUUGGCCGCGCCAACUUCCGUCGCCAGGACGACAUCCACUGGCCUACUACUUGGUCCCAUCUCACCGGCCCGGCGACCGAGUUCGAUCUGCAAAAUUCCGACAUCUUCGACUUUUCAGACUUGCCCAUUAUUGUCGAAUUGGCACAUAACGAGGGUGGGAUGAAGCACGUGCAGGGCAAGGGGCUGGGAGGUAGCGGGCCGUGGGGUAACCAUGCGGUCAAGUGCUUUAUGGAGGGCGUGCUGAAGAAGGAGUUGCUGGCAGAUGAGAGUGCGUUGAAUGACUGUGUGGGCAUGUUUGAGGGUAUGGUGCCGUACACUGGAGGUGCUCACUAGUCAGCUUCGACUGAGAGGGUUUUGCAAAUGGUCUAAUAUACCGCUGGCGAUACCUUCGAUCUAUGUGGCGGAAGAGUCGCGAGCAUGCGCGGCUUAGUACAAUAUACAGUUCCAUAGUAUGGCAGAUGACCAAGG